Molecule: messenger RNA, 1056 nt
Organism: Triticum turgidum subsp. durum (durum wheat)
Lineage: Eukaryota; Viridiplantae; Streptophyta; Magnoliopsida; Poales; Poaceae
Source: the annotation of a GenBank genome assembly
AUGGCUUUAGCGCUCAAGGCGUCCCUCUCGCCGUCUUCCUCGCCUCCGUCGAGCCUCCAGGGAAGCCACGCCAGGGCCGCAGUGGCAGUGGCCACACCGGGGAGGCCUUUCGUCGCCAGGGCACUGGCCGCGGCCUCGGUCGACCCGGCGGUGGUCAUGCCGACGGCGAGGAGGCUUGCGGUCAGGGCGCGCGCAGCGGCGACCUUGCUUGCCCCGGCACCGGCCGGUAAGAGCGGCAUGUCGGUAGCGAAGGCCAUGUCCCAGGCCAGACACAAGGGCAAGACGGCGUUCAUCCCGUACAUCACCGCCGGCGAUCCCGACCUGGCCACGACGGCGGAGGCGCUCAGGCUCCUCGACACCCUCGGUGCCGACGUCAUAGAGGUCGGCAUGCCGUUCUCCGACCCCUACGCCGACGGCCCCGUCAUCCAGGCAUCCGCUGCGCGGGCACUCUCGGCCGGCGUGACAACGGACGCCGUGAUGGCGAUGCUGAAGGAGGUGACGCCGGAGCUGUCCUGCCCGGUGGUCAUCUUCUCUUACUUCAACCCAAUCGCGCGGCGGGGAACGGGGAGCUUCACCGCUGCAGCCAGAGAGGCCGGCGUACGAGGUCUUAUAGUACCUGAUCUUCCUUAUAUUGAGACAAGUGUUCUUAGGAAUGAAGCCAUAAAGAACGACAUCGAGCUGGUGCUGCUCACAACACCAUCUACAAAGGCAGACAUGAUGAAUGAGAUCACAAUAGCUUCCGAAGGGUUUGUUUACCUUGUAAGUAUCAACGGAGUUACAGGAGCCCGCCCAGAUGUGAACCCGCGGGUGAAGGAUCUUCUCAAGGAGAUUAAGCAGGUCACUAACAAAGCAGUGGCUGUUGGGUUUGGCAUAUCGACCCCUGACCAUAUUAGACAGGUUGCACAAUGGGGUGCAGAUGGAGUGAUAAUCGGCAGCGCGAUGGUAAAGCAUUUGGGUGAAGCUGAUUCUCCAAGAGAAGGUUUAAAGAGGUUGGAAGUAUACGCCAGGAGCCUGAAGGAUGCACUCAGUGGCGGGUCCAUCAUUGGGGCGAGUUAG